GAAGCUGGGAGAAGGGAUGAUUGCAACACAAAAGAGCAAGGGAAUAUGGGAGGCAGAAGAAAAUAAUCUCACCUUGGAAGUCUCCCUGUUGUACCCACAGAGCUGAGCUGUGCUGGCCGCACCUUGCCUUUCAGUGCAAGGGCAGCGAGUGCUCUCUGACUCAAGCAGGAGAGUGCUCACAUUGCUUUGCAAGCCAAGCUGAAGGAAAGGAAUUUGCUCUGCUGUGCUGGGAAGGCUUUGAGAGACUCGUCUUACAUCCGGUUAUUGAGGAACUGGAACAAGUUACCCAUGGAGUACAAACCUGCCUUGCCGAUGCAUGGCCCAAGCUGGCUGGGUGCUGUGCUCUUCCUUGGGGUACAGCUCCGAGCACUGUGGCCUGUGGCAGCCAUGGAAGUUCAUACUUCCAAGGAGGUGAAUGCUGUAAAUGGCACUAACCUGCGGUUGAAAUGCACCUUUUCCAGCAGCAGCCCUAUCAGCCAGCAUCUGUCGGUGACCUGGAACUUCCAGCCUGAGGACCUAGGCUCUCAUGAGCUGGUAUUGUAUUACCUGCAGGAGCCCUACAACCUGCCUUCUGGACGGUUUAAAGAGCGAGUCACCUGGGAUGGGAAUAUUGAGCGUAACGAUGCUUCCAUCAUGAUCUGGAAUUUGCAGCCCACUGACAAUGGGACAUUCACCUGCCAGGUGAAGAACCCACCCGAUGCUAACGGGGUGGUUGGUGAAGUGCGACUCAGAGUUGUGCAGAAAGUGCACUUCUCAGAAAUCCACUUCCUGGCUGUGGCCAUUGGGUCUGCUUGUGUUCUGAUGAUCAUUGUGGUGGCGGUUGUGAUUAUCUGUCGACACCAUAGGAAGAAAGCACAAGAGAAGAGGAUCGAGGUGACAGGCACUGAACUUAAGGAAAAGGAGAGUCUGAAGGCGAGAGAAGAAAAGGAAGAGAGUCCAUUAGAAGAUUAGGGGUCUUUGAUGGUGUAUAUGCUGCAGGUACUUCUAAGGCAGAUGCAGAAACCUUGUAAUUUUGGACGUUAGAACAAAGCUGAAUUCCAGAUGCCUCAUGCUGGGAGCGUGGUGUCCCCGCUCAACCUGAAAUUCUGGCACGGAAAGAGAAUGACAUUAAGGCCACUUGUAAAACUCCUUCAUUGAAGCAAAGCAGGAGGAACUUGCUCCAUGAACAAGGAACUUUCCUUCAUCCUCACACCUGCAGAACGUGAUGAGGUCUGCUCUGAUACAGUGCCAUGAGACUGGAGCAGAACACCGAGCUACCUGAGCAGAGAUGCUCAAAGUGCAUCGCACCUUAGGACUCACAAGGUGCCUUUGUGUGGCCUGGUUUUCCUCCCUCAAAAUCCUGUCUGACAUGGUCUAUGUGAAGAGGAGCCAGUUGUACAGUGUAGCUUAAAUCCCUUUGCCACUUCAGAUGGGAAGCAUUACACAUUACACUUUGGGAAUGUACGGUGUUCUAUUUAGGAUAACAUUUACCGGCUGGUGUGUGUUUUGUAUCAGUCCCUUGCAGCUUCUGAGGAUGCUGCCUCCUGCCAAAGCUCCAACUGCAGAGCUCUUACAGUAUUCAAACAGCACCAAGUCAAACAUCAGCCUGUUUGUUUUAAGAGUAUCUUUAUGACUUUAUACCGCUAUGUGUAAUGUGCUGGCCGCAUUAUCUGUCUGUAUGUUGUCAUUGUCAAUCUCCCGUGUUACCAAUAAAUGCGGCCGGUGGAGAGCA
Melopsittacus undulatus (budgerigar) is the source of this 1711-nucleotide messenger RNA. RefSeq names its product myelin protein zero like 2 (gene MPZL2). The coding region runs from base 289 to 951 and encodes 220 amino acids. Gene Ontology annotation, cellular component: plasma membrane. The transcript is spliced from 6 exons. The record is from RefSeq and is a predicted model, not a curated record. NCBI's taxonomy places the organism in Eukaryota, Metazoa, Chordata, Aves, Psittaciformes, Psittaculidae. Gene Ontology annotation, biological process: cell-cell adhesion.